Aspergillus vadensis CBS 113365 is the source of this 1346-nucleotide messenger RNA. RefSeq lists its product as uncharacterized. NCBI's taxonomy places the organism in Eukaryota, Fungi, Ascomycota, Eurotiomycetes, Eurotiales, Aspergillaceae. The transcript has 3 exons. The coding region runs from base 1 to 1017 and encodes 338 amino acids. The record is from RefSeq and is a predicted model, not a curated record.
AUGAGCCUAAACCGACGUAUAUUACUGCCUGAGGCAACUUUGGACUCCGGCCGAAGGGAACAAGGAAGGCGGCGAGAAGCGGCAGAGCGCCGCGAGGAGGAGGAGAGACAGGCGCGAGAAGAGGCAGAACGCCGUGAGGAGGAGAGAAAGGCGCGAGAAGACGCUGAACGUCGAGUGCAACCAAACUCCCUAUUUCACCUCCUUGAUCGCUGCCACAAUUCUCUCUCCCAAGCGAUCCGAGUUGAGGCAGAUACCACCCUUACUACUCAGGACGACACGGCCGAUCCAGUGAACCGACUCUACCCCAAGCACAUCAUCCCUUGGCGUGACUUUCCCCAACUACAGGAACAGAUCUGGAACAAAUUUAACUAUAAUAUUACCUUUACCAUGCGCCCACUAUUCCCCUCUGAUACCCAAAUUAAUUAUGUCGUCAUGAAUAUCCAGAACAGAUUAAUCUAUUCAGAAGCCUCUCUUCGGAAUUUUGAGCGACACACAGUGAACAAAUUUGUUGAAAAGGUCAUUGAGGUUUCCCGAGACAAUAAACCUCUUCGCGAUGAGUUUGGAAUCCAAGGCCAAGUCACCUUCUAUGAUCGCGCAAACCCAACACGCGGACACCCCAACGACCGGCGAACCCGAGGCUUGGAAGAGGCCGAGGACGAUAUCCCUAAUCAGGAUGCGCAGGCGGAUGUGCAGGCGGAUGAUGAAAUGCGCCUCCACCGGACUGCCAUCGGUCAGGUGCUUGCGUUCACGCUUCAAGCGCUGUCCGUCGAACCUCCGACUCAGAAAUGGCACGAUGUAGCACACGACCAGCUAACAACCUGGAAGGUUGAAUAUCUUGAUAUGUUGAGAGAAAUCCCUGAUACUCUCCAUAAAGACCCGCUGGUGUCUGAUUAUCGGCUCUCUCACUGGAAACCGGAUCGGAAAAUACACAACACACGCGCUCGCGUUCGCGCGCGUUGUCAACCGGGCGCAUCGACACUGAAGCAUUUGUCCACUGAAGGCAGCGGCAGUGAUUAAGAAUUACUUUUGCCAUCCGCCGCAGCUGUGUUGUGCAUCCGAUCGAGCCGCGGCCAAGGCAACCACCGCUAAUUAACCCGGGAAGGUGAAAGAACACGAGCCGGCCGAGACUAUAAACAGACCUCUCGGCAAGACGGACCUUCUACGCGACCAUACUGCACCAUUGCGUGCAUCCGCGGCUUGGUUAACUGAGAACCACUGGAUAAGAAUUAUCUUAACUGGGAACUCUAUGGUGGUCGGAGACACUCUAUCAGACUGUAGGAGUUCAUAUACUAGCUCCAUUGUCAACUAGCCUGAGAUUAGGAACUUGGAUUUGAACAGCUGUAUAU